Molecule: messenger RNA, 489 nt
Organism: Fusarium mangiferae
Lineage: Eukaryota; Fungi; Ascomycota; Sordariomycetes; Hypocreales; Nectriaceae
Exons: 2
Coding region: 1-489 (162 amino acids)
Source: RefSeq, a predicted model, not a curated record
AUGCCUGCUCAACGACCUUCGCAGCUUCCUCCCUGCCCCGGGCCCCCCCCCAACCGACCUCUGCCUGCUCUUCCCAAGCGAGCCUCUUUCUCCGGGAUCACGCAACCGCCACUACAUGACACCAACAGGCAGGCUCUUGGCUUCAGCUCUUCUCGUCCUCGGUUACACAAUGGCAAAGGACAAGGUUCGCCCGGCUCUUGCGACCUCCCGCGCCGCAUAUGCACAUGCGAACUACGACUGAACCCCUACAUGCACAUAAUCUAUCAUAACCACUCUGGGAUUUGGUAUGCAAUGCAAGCCGCCUGCACGCAAAAAUACUACCGCCUUUCGACUGGUUCAUCCGUCGAAUCAAACAACCUGAUUUCACCGGAUCUUCCUGGCCACAUUUGCCCAGGCAUUUCGCGACCCGGUCUAUUCACCAACAUCGUCCCUUAUGGCUGGACCGACCGGACUCUUCAACUUCACUUCUUUGCGUGCGCCAUUCACUAA